Enterobius vermicularis (human pinworm) is the source of this 309-nucleotide messenger RNA. The record is from the annotation of a GenBank genome assembly. NCBI's taxonomy places the organism in Eukaryota, Metazoa, Nematoda, Chromadorea, Rhabditida, Oxyuridae.
GUAUGCGAUUCAAUUCUUAAACCACGAGACCCUGUCGGCUGUAUGCACUGCUUGCAAAUGAUAGGCUGUCGUGCAUGUGUUUUAAAGUGGAAUUCCGCCGCUAUAUCUGACGACUUUGGCUGGAAUAGCAGUUGUCCACUUUGCCGAAACCCUUGGAGAGACGGAAUUGAAGUGUAUCUUUGGACUAAAGAGAUUAAGGUUUCUGCUAGCUCUCAAGCAAAUAUUUCUUACAUUUACACCUUUUUCAAGCCUUUCUUGAAUAUAAAGUUUCUUAAUUGUUUAGCUUAUUUACGCAAAAAACAAAGCUAA